Molecule: messenger RNA, 1369 nt
Organism: Benincasa hispida (wax gourd)
Lineage: Eukaryota; Viridiplantae; Streptophyta; Magnoliopsida; Cucurbitales; Cucurbitaceae
Product: zinc finger CCCH domain-containing protein 14-like
Molecular function (GO): metal ion binding; mRNA binding
Source: RefSeq, a predicted model, not a curated record
CCUCACUCUUUCAUCUUUUUAUCAAACCCUAUUUUGACCUAAUUUUCAAAUCCGCCCCUCCUCUUUCCAUAUAUCCUUCUCGUCCUCCUCCUUAUUAGGGUUUCCUAAUUUAUUCCUCCUGCCUUGCUUCAUUCCCACUUUUCUCUUCUCCAAGGUUUCCUCUUCUUCGUUUCCAGUAUUGGGUCGUGUUCGCUUUUGUCUUCAAUGGACCUUGACGGUGUUCGCAAGAGGGAACGAACUGAAACCGCUUUGAAUGGCAAUGGCGGCUUCAAGAAGUCCAAGCCAGAAAUGGACUCCUUAUCUACUGGUUUAGGAAGCAAAUCGAGGCCUUGCACAAAGUUUUUCAGCACUUCUGGUUGCCCUUUUGGCGAGGGGUGUCAUUUUGCGCAUUAUGUUCCGGGUGGAUUCAAAGCAAUUUCUCAGAUGAUCGGUCCUGCUCUUCCACCUGGGAUUAGAAAUCCAGCUCCUCCCCAAUCCUUUCCAGAUGGUGUUUCUCCUCCAGCCGUCAAGACACGUUUGUGCAAUAAAUUCAACUCAGCCGAAGGCUGCCGGUUCGGUGACAAGUGCUAUUAUGCUCAUGGUGAGUGGGAACUUGGAAGACCGAACCCACCGCAAGAUCACGGUGGAGUGGGACCAAUGCAACAACCCAGGAUGGGUGGUGGCUGGAAUAUGCCUCCACCACCACCUAACCAUGGACCUGCGGCUAGCUUUGGGGCCUCUGCAACUGCAAAGAUUAGUGUCGAUGCAUCACUUGCAGGCCCCAUUAUUGGUAAGAAUGGUGUCAACUCGAAGAAUAUCUGUCGUAUGACAGGGGCAAGGCUUUCGAUAAAGGAACACGAGUCAGACCCUAACCUGAAGAACAUUGAGCUUGAGGGUACUUUUGAUCAGAUCAAUCUAGCUAGUUCAAUGGUGCGCGAGUUGAUUGCGAACGUUGGCGCUGCCUCGGCCAAUAAUGCCAUGAAGCAGCAUCAGCAUCAGCAGCAUCAUCAUGCUUCUGGCAUGCAGCAAUCUUCUGGUUCAGCAAACAACUUUAAAACCAAGCUUUGUGCUAAUUUUACAAAAGGUACUUGUACGUUUAGAGAGAGAUGCCAUUUUGCUCAUGGUGAAAGUGAGUUACGCAAACCAGGUAUAUGAAUGAAUGAAAACACUUUUGCCAGCAGUCUUUGUAGCAGUCAGCGCGAUCUGUUCUUGAACAAAAUGUUAUUUUGUUCUGCUUUUCUCUGUUUGAAUCAUUUGUUAAUUCUGAAAUACGUUAUCCGAUUACUUUGUAAGACGAGCAUUUUUCAUCUAAGAAAUCGGGACGAGAUUUUGUAAGCUCUUUAACUUAAAUGGAAUCAGCUCAUGCUGUUCUCUUUUUUACAAUAUUGUA